This is a messenger RNA of Argiope bruennichi, 981 nucleotides long. Its product is annotated as STING ER exit protein-like. The record is from RefSeq and is a predicted model, not a curated record. NCBI's taxonomy places the organism in Eukaryota, Metazoa, Arthropoda, Arachnida, Araneae, Araneidae. The transcript has 7 exons. The coding region runs from base 235 to 888 and encodes 217 amino acids.
UGCCUGAUUGUUGAUUUUUUGCUAAAUUUUUCUCAUACAUGCGAAAUACAUUGCACAUAUUUUGUGAUAUUCGAGUUUUGAUUUUUGUGAACCCGGCACAAGCUAAGAAUCCGUUCUGGAGCAUACGCCGGAAAACAAACCUCAUUCCUUUUUUCCAUUGCACAUAUAUUAAAGAAGCUUCAAAAGCAAUCCUACCUGAGCAUACUAAAUUUAAAUUUACAUUAAUAUUUAAGUAUGCCUAAAGUGGUUUCUAGGAGUGUUAUAUGUUCUGAUACUAAAGAUCAGGAAGAAUACAAUGAAGAUAAACCUUUGAACGUGUAUUAUUGCUUAUGUGGUAACAUAGCUCUAAUUUUAGAUUGUGUUAUUGAAAGACUACCUGUUAGACCUCGAGAUGGUGCAAAAGUUAUUGAUGGUGCAAAACAUGCCCAUAAGUUAACUUGUGAAAAGGGUGAAGUAGUUUACUUAAAAAGAGAGGAAGGAGUUGAAAAGCAAUUUAGAAAAAAAUGUAAAAAAUGUGGAUUAACUCUUUUUUACCAGCAUGAACCAGAAAGUAAUAUCACAUUCAUUAUAAAAGGUUCCAUAUGUAAGACUAGUGGUGGACCUUCUCAAGCAACAGCUUAUCCACAAGUUCCAGAACCGAAAAAGAUUAUGGUAACCAAACAUACAAAGAAUAUGGGAAAAUUCAGUUCUGUCACUGUUUCCACGAUAGAUGAAGAAGAAGAAGAAAUAGAAGCGAGAGAAGUAGCUGAUUCUUAUGCAAACAAUGCCAGAAUUAUAGAAAAACAACUUGAAAGAAAGGGAAUGUAUAAGAGAAAAUCCUUGGAACAGGGCCCAUAUAUUAGUCCAGAGCUGAAGAAGAAACCAAGAGGAACACUGAUAGACAAAUGAUAUUUCUGUAAUAUUAAAUCAUUGUACAUAAUGCAUGUUAAAAUAGAACAUUCAUUGUUUAUUAUUUUUCCAUAUUCAUUUAUAUAUUUAAAU